AUGUAAUCGUAACCUAAGUCAGGAUCUAUAUAUCACUGUUUAUCCCCUUAGAAUAUUAAACGAGCGGUGAAUAAGAUUCAAUGUCGAGAGCAAUAAAGCAAUCCUUGUGUGAGAUUGAAUAACUAGGACAAUCGACUCAAAUAAUUCCAAACUCUUCUAAAUUCAUACAUGCAGAGUAAAUCGCCUUCUAUCACUAAAACUAUAUAAAGUCGAAAAAGUCUUAAUGAACCCAGCAUAAACAACAUGGCCAGAAACUCAGUGACUCCACAGAAAAGUGAGAUUUCAAUUACACGCAAAUAAAAUACUGAGCAUAAAGAAUUCUUACUCUGCUAAUCCAUCUCAAGUCAAACUUCUGAUUUCGGUCCUUAAAAUCAAUUUAAAGUGUAGUUGUAAUAAAUACAGCAAAAAGUACGUGAACGCUUUAAGAGAUAUGAGGAGGAGAAGAGGCAAUUCCAUGAAGAUAAGAAACUCUUUUUGGAAGAGAAAAAACAAUUAGUCUCUAGAAUACAACAAUUGGAAUUGCAGGUUCAAGAAUUGACCAAAAAAAAAGAAGCUUUAGAUCAAUCAUUUGGUUGA
Molecule: messenger RNA, 576 nt
Organism: Paramecium octaurelia
Lineage: Eukaryota; Ciliophora; Oligohymenophorea; Peniculida; Parameciidae
Source: the annotation of a GenBank genome assembly